Macrosteles quadrilineatus (aster leafhopper) is the source of this 1055-nucleotide messenger RNA. RefSeq names its product histone H3.3A. Lineage: Eukaryota; Metazoa; Arthropoda; Insecta; Hemiptera; Cicadellidae. Bases 148 to 558 code for a protein of 136 amino acids. The record is from RefSeq and is a predicted model, not a curated record. Gene Ontology annotation, molecular function: DNA binding; protein heterodimerization activity; structural constituent of chromatin. The transcript is spliced from 4 exons. Gene Ontology annotation, cellular component: nucleosome.
CCGAAUAACCAAUCAGAUGCAGUUGGUUUCGAGACACCGUUGAAUUUCUUGCUUCUCUUGUUGUCUGUGUUUUGGCUGGAAUUUGUGUAGACCAAAUCUCUUGAUCCUGCUAGAUUUUCUGCAUUUUGUGAUUUGAGAUAAUCUAUCAUGGCUCGUACGAAGCAGACAGCCCGUAAAUCCACUGGAGGUAAAGCUCCCCGUAAACAGCUUGCUACCAAAGCCGCCCGUAAAAGCGCACCUUCCACUGGUGGAGUGAAGAAACCUCAUCGUUACAGGCCUGGUACAGUCGCCCUCCGAGAGAUCAGGCGAUACCAGAAGUCUACUGAGUUGCUGAUCCGCAAGUUGCCGUUCCAGCGGCUUGUGAGAGAAAUCGCCCAGGACUUCAAAACUGACCUUCGGUUCCAGAGCGCAGCCAUCGGUGCUCUCCAGGAAGCCAGUGAGGCAUACCUUGUCGGCUUGUUUGAAGACACUAACUUGUGCGCCAUUCACGCCAAGCGUGUCACUAUCAUGCCCAAAGACAUCCAGCUCGCCCGCCGCAUCCGAGGCGAACGUGCUUAAACACAUUCCCCCCUCCACCUCAAAUGCAGACAUUAUUACAUUUUUGUGUUCACUGCCAGAAGAAAAGUGCGGCUUGGUGUUUAUGUUGAAUUUCUAUGUCUAAUUUUUAUACUUGAGAUAAGCUGUCUAUCUAUUAGUUUUUAGUUUGUGACUGAGUAUUUAAGUGUUUUGUAUUCACUCCCAACUUAAUGUUUAAGUACCCGUAGAAUUGGUUUCACUCUGUUCUUUUACUUUUUGGGUAUUCUUUUAGUUGGUGGGAAGCAGAAAUGUCAAGUCCAAAAGUCUGUGUAACGUAGUGUCGUUCUUGUGAAAUCUUCAGUGUUUACCAUGUAUUGUUUGUUUUUAAUACUACAAAUUUACCAAUAAAAAGUACAAUUGAUGCUGAUUGAUUAUUUUGUUUUAAAAGUAGUUUGAAUUGGGAUUUUAUAAUUUCAUGAUUUUCUAAAAUGUAGUUCUACAUCUGUGUCAGAAAUAAACUUCUUUCUAUUUCCAAAGAA